AUGUCGCAAUCGACUCCCGUCUCUGUGGAGCCAAACUCGAACAAUUCCAAUCUUUACGUCAUCCCUGUCACUAUCUUGCUUGUCAUUGCACUUAUUCUUUGCAUUGUGCGAUUCUAUACGCGUCUUACGAGGACGAAGAGACUGUACCUAGAUGACUGGUUCAUCGUGGUUGCAGAGCCACUCUCCCUUAUCAAUGCCUGUCUUGCAUAUGCCGCGAUAUCACACGGAUGGGGACGACCUUUCAUGACGCUCUCGGAAGCGGACUAUAAAACAACCAUGAAACUGCAAUUCGCUCUCCAGACAACCUGGAUCUUCACACUCUGCUUUGUUAGACUUUCGGUCGCCUGCUCGCUCCUCCGUUUCGGGACGGACCUCUGGUGGAGAUACACGUUAUACAUCCUCAUGGGAUUACAGGUGGCAAUCUCCUCUUCAUGGGUUGUGAUCCAGUUCGGUCAAUGCAAGCCAAUUUCCUCGAAUUGGGAGCACGUGAAAGACGUUAAAUGCUGGAAUCUUCAAGCCAUCAUCAAUUACGGCUGGACUAUUGCGGGAGUCUACGUCAUCAUGGACCUCAUUCUCUCCCUUAUGCCCAUCAAACUCAUCCGCACACUCAACCGGCCCCGAAACGAGAAAGUCCUCAUCAGCCUCCUCAUGGCGCUAGGUCUCCUCGCCACAGCCGUCGCCGCCGCGAAGAUGACCACGUUCAAGAACUUCGGGACGGGAGACCCGAUGCAGGCCACCAUCCCACCCUCCAUGUACGCAAAGCUCGAAGAAGUCGUCGGCAUCAUUGCCUCCUCUCUACCAUGUCUCAAGGCACCCGUUCAGAAUCUUCUGAAGAAGCUAGGAGUUCUUCAGACGCGCCAGUUGAGCCGUCCCAGUUUCGUCAACACGGCGAUCACAUUUGAUGAACCGUCACGUCAAGGAGAACAGAGGAGCGACAGGGACGGAUCUUUCCCUUCGUUGAAAGAUAGCGUCCACAUGGACUACGUCAGCGUGAAGCCGAGCAGCUCAGGCUCGAAUACCCGCGAUAGAUCGCACGAGAGGAAAGAGAAAAGGGAAGUUGUAUAA
This is a messenger RNA of Westerdykella ornata, 1065 nucleotides long. RefSeq lists its product as uncharacterized. The coding region runs from base 1 to 1065 and encodes 354 amino acids. Lineage: Eukaryota; Fungi; Ascomycota; Dothideomycetes; Pleosporales; Sporormiaceae. The record is from RefSeq and is a predicted model, not a curated record. The transcript is spliced from 3 exons.